Molecule: messenger RNA, 1209 nt
Organism: Helicoverpa armigera (cotton bollworm)
Lineage: Eukaryota; Metazoa; Arthropoda; Insecta; Lepidoptera; Noctuidae
Gene: Fa
Product: FMRFamide-related peptides
Exons: 3
Coding region: 15-707 (230 amino acids)
Source: RefSeq, a predicted model, not a curated record
UGCUACGACAUAAAAUGCUACGCGCGCUUGCUACGGCCACCAAAACCGGAGAGCGAUCGCUACGGCGUAGACGCGCUACGCACACCGCGAACUUCUUUCGAAAAGUGUAUAUUUUCGGUUUUCCACAUCACACCAUGAGUUGUUCCCGAAGUGUUGCGUUGCUGGCGGCAUUGUGGCUGGUGGUGGGAGCCACCUCCUCCCCCGUCAGGAGAUCACCAGACCUUGAGGCGAGACGUAGAAGUGCUAUCGACAGGAGUAUGAUUAGAUUCGGCCGUUCAUACCCCCAAGAACCUUCAGCAGCAGAUCUCAGAGAAGCCUUCCAGCGCCCCACUCGCAGAGGGAACAGUUUCCUCCGCUUCGGACGCUCCCAACCCCUCACCCUCUCCACCGACGACCUGGUCUCCCUCCUCAGAGCAUACGAAGAGGACUACGACACCCCCAUGACGAAAAAAUCCGCCAGCUUCGUCCGUUUCGGACGGGACCCUAACUUCAUCAGGCUAGGCCGUUCCGCUGAAGACGAGAAGAGUGCUUUUGAGCAGAAUUCUGAGCUGGUGGUCAGUGGAUAUCCUCAGAGGAAGAGCCGAGCGAGGGACCACUUCAUCAGGCUUGGAAGGGACAGUGAGGAGAUGAAUGAGAAUGAGUUGGAAGAGAGUGAGGAUAGCAGAAGGAAGAGGUCCGUUGAGGCGUGCCAUGACUGCCAGUCGUAAUCUCUUUGUUACUUUUCCAUUGCUGUUCUAACCGCUGUAUGAAAAUUUUUAUUGUGAACUAAACAGGCAAUAGGUGGUUUUUCCUAUGUAUCUGUUACUAUAUUUUUAAUUUCAAUAAUGAUAGUGUUUUGUUCCCUUUUGAAUGUGGAAGCCUGUAUUUUAAUCUGUCAAUUUUAAAACUAUAUUAUGUGGUGUAAGUGAGAAGUAUACUACUCUCAUCCUGCGGUUUUUAUUGUAUUUUCUCUACAAUUUUGGACAGGCUAAAGUUUUCUAAAAGGCUUAAACUAUGUGGUGCAAUUGAUGUUAAAAAAAUAUAAAAAAUGAAAUAAGUAUUACUACUAUAGGUUUAAUAUUUUAGCAAAGUACAGUUAAAACAUUUUAACAGUUAUAUUUUACAAAUUAAUGUAUUUAUCUUGAAGCAUAAUACGCUUACUCAUAUUUUGAUCUCAAAUAUUUAUAAGCACCUAUUUUAUAAAUCAUUUACUAUAACAUAUAAAACCUU